This is a messenger RNA of Parasteatoda tepidariorum (common house spider), 1306 nucleotides long. RefSeq names its product beta-parvin (gene parvin). The record is from RefSeq and is a predicted model, not a curated record. Gene Ontology annotation, molecular function: actin binding. Gene Ontology annotation, cellular component: cytoplasm; actin cytoskeleton; focal adhesion. Gene Ontology annotation, biological process: substrate adhesion-dependent cell spreading; cell projection assembly; establishment or maintenance of cell polarity regulating cell shape. NCBI's taxonomy places the organism in Eukaryota, Metazoa, Arthropoda, Arachnida, Araneae, Theridiidae.
ACGCCUUUGCUAGAUUUGUAGCAGACAGCGCAGUUUGUUUACAGAAAACCACGAUAUUGAAGUCCGAAGCAAUGGCUCUACCCCGACCGAAAUCUCCUCGACCUGUAACACCCCAAUCUAAAAAAGAUGAAUCUUUUCUGGAAUAUCUCGGAACAUUAGGUCGUAGAAAAAAAAUUAAAGAAGUUAAUGAAUUGACUGCUGAAGGAAAAGAUGCCAUCGAUUCUCCUGGUAAACAAAAAGCAGAAGAUCUUUUACCUCAAGAUUAUAUUUUGGAUGAAUUCGAAGAAAGAUCCAUGAUUGAACCGGCUUCUUAUGAUGAUCCCAAGCUGAAGGAAUUGAUCAAUGUUUUGAUUGAAUGGAUCAAUGAUGAAUUAGCUGGUUAUCGAAUAAUUGUGAAAGACAUUGAGGAAGAUCUUUAUGAUGGUCAAGUUUUACAAAAACUUUUAGAAAAGUUGAUGGAUGUAAAAUUAGACGUUGUUGAAGUUACCCAGUCAGAAGUGGGGCAAAAAAUAAAACUAAAAAGAGUUUUAGAAGCUGCCAAUAAUACCUUAGGGAUCAAUAACUGGAACCAGCCAAAAUGGAAUGUGGAAAGUAUUCAUUCUAAGAAUGUAGUUGCUAUUCUUCAUCUACUUGUAUCUUUAGCUCGGCACUUUAGAGCUCCUAUUCGUCUGCCUGAAAAUGUUGUUAUAAAUGUUGUAGUGGUUCAGAAAAAAGAAGGAAUGCUCCAUACAAGAACUGUUGCUGAGGAGCUGACAUCUACUUAUGAUGACCUUGGAAUGCGAGUUGAGAGAGAUGCAUUUGACACUCUUUUUGAUCAUGCACCUCAACAGUUAGCUCUUGUUAAAAAGUCUUUGGUGACCUUUGUGAAUAAGCAUUUAAAUAAAAUCAAUCUUGAGGUGACGGAUCUGGAAACUCAGUUCCACGAUGGUUUAUAUCUUACACUAUUGAUGGGAUUAUUGGAAGGAUAUUUUGUUCCCUUCUAUUCAUUUCAUUUAACCCCAACUACUUUUGACCAAAAAGUGCAUAAUGUUGCCUUUUCAUUUGAGCUUAUGAUGGACGCUGGACUACAGAAACCAAAAGCUAGACCAGAAGAUAUUGUAAAUUUGGAUCUGAAAUCAACUUUACGAGUGCUUUAUAAUUUAUUUGCCAAAUAUAAACAUUUGAGUUAAUGAUCUGCUGCAGUUAUGAGUUUUAGCCUUGUUCACUGUUUGAAUCUGCAAUUUUCAUAUACAGUUUAAGAAUCGUUACUUGUUAUUAAUUUUUAACUGCAUUUAAAUUCAUAUUAAUAAAAUUUUAUUAACCACUA